This is a messenger RNA of Hyaloscypha bicolor E, 1317 nucleotides long. RefSeq lists its product as uncharacterized. NCBI's taxonomy places the organism in Eukaryota, Fungi, Ascomycota, Leotiomycetes, Helotiales, Hyaloscyphaceae. The transcript has a single exon. The coding region runs from base 212 to 994 and encodes 260 amino acids. The record is from RefSeq and is a predicted model, not a curated record.
AAAGGGCAGCCUGACUUCCGCACGUCUCCGUAUCCGUAAAAGAAGACGAGACGUCCACUCUAACAAUGGCGUCCAUACAACGAAUCUUUGACGGCUCAGCGUGUAUUUCAACGCCGUCUCCUCCCACGCCCCGAUCCAGUGCAGCUCAACUCUGCUCUCCCACCCGCUGCAGCGCAUCUCUCAACACCGGGCAACGCCAUACCCAGUCAGCAUGAAGCGCACGGCCUCCCUUGCCUCCCUCGCCACUUCGGAACAAGAAGCAAAACGCCUCCACUUCCCGCGAAUGCAACUCGAAGCCCUGGCCCAGGUAGCGCUGCGAGAAGGACUGUCGAAAGAGCAAGUCGCGUACGAGCAGUGGGUUGAUACGCAGCCUAUUGAGAGCGUGAUGGCUUGGGAUGAGAUGGGGGUGGGAGAGAGGACGGCUUGGAUUGUUGAGUAUAUGGAGAGUUGUGGUGGGGAGGGAGAUGGUGAGUUGGAGGUCGGAAAAGGGAGCGAUGACACAGCAAGGGCAAGCGAAGUGCAGAGGGUUGAGGAAGAACAGACGACUGUGGAGCAUGCAAGUGUGGAAGAAAGAAGAGAGGAGGCUAUGGGUGAUUUGGGGGAGGAGUCAAGGUGGAGGGCGGUUAGGACUGCUGGGAGGGAAGACAUUCUUUCUCAUGCUGAGGCGAUGGUCGUUGUUGAGCAGGAAGAAAGUUCACCCAUCUUACCUGGUAUGUUUUUCUGUUCUCGCUCAAAAGGGAACAUUCGUUCCAAGUGGAAGACUUCCGCCUCUGAUUUGGGAUAUUGUACCGUGCAACCUCGCUUGGGACUUUCAUCACUGACGAUUUCACAGGAGAGCCCUCAGCUGCAGAGGAACCUUCAACCACUACAGAACCAACACCAACUCCCGAACCUCACCGACCAUUCCGAGCCAGCGCUCGUGUAUGGACAGCCACCGCGCACGAAGAGAGCUCAAUCAAGAACAAACCCCAAUGUCCGCCCUGUGCCCGGCUGAAGCGCACCUGGACGCGGUGCCGCGGCGGCCCGCCUUGCAUCGAGUGCCAGCACCGAGGACUCUCGGCCGAGCAAUGCCAGAGCUACGAUCUCUUGAACCGGUCUCGGAAGAAUAGACUGAAGAAGAAAGACGAGGCGUGCAAGAAAAUGGAUACGGAGUUAGGGAUACAAUGUGGAAGUGAGGGAGAAAAGGAGGAGAAAUCUGCAGAGGAUGUGAUAGAUGGAAGAGAGAGGGAAGAGGGUACGGGUGAAGUCACUGGAGAGAAGGAGGGUGGGGGAAGUUUGGAUACUGAAGAGGUGGCACAGUGAGGCUAUUGGAAAGAA